Molecule: messenger RNA, 1671 nt
Organism: Colletotrichum navitas
Lineage: Eukaryota; Fungi; Ascomycota; Sordariomycetes; Glomerellales; Glomerellaceae
Product: alpha glucoside transporter
Exons: 2
Coding region: 1-1671 (556 amino acids)
Biological process (GO): transmembrane transport; carbohydrate transport
Cellular component (GO): membrane
Molecular function (GO): carbohydrate:proton symporter activity
Source: RefSeq, a predicted model, not a curated record
AUGACCGUCGCCACCGACCCCGUGGUGACCCGCAAACUGUCCGGCAGCGACUCCAGCGCCGCCGCCGCCGCCGAGAUCGCCUCCGAGGCCGCCAAGGCGACGCAGGCUGAGCUCGGCAUGGGCCUCAUGCAGUCCAUCCGGUUGUACCCCAAGGCCAUCUUUUGGUCACUCUUCUUCAGCACCGCCGUCGUCAUGGAGGGCUUCGACAAGACCCUCAUCGGCAACCUCUACGCGUACGACGUCUUCCAGCGCAAGUUCGGCGAGCGCCAGCCCAACGGCUCCUACGAGCUGACGGCCGCCUGGCAGGCCGGCCUCAGUAACGGCGCCCUCGUCGGCGAGAUCACUGGCCUCUUCCUUAACGGCCUCAUCGCCGACCGCUUCGGCUACCGCAAGACCAUGGUCGGCGGCCUCAUCGCCGUCACCGCCUUCAUCUUCAUCAUCUUCUUCUCGGAGACGCUCGUCCAGCUUCUGGUGGGCGAGAUCCUGAUAGGCAUCCCGUGGGGGAUAUUCCAGACCUUGACCGUGACCUACGCCUCCGAGGUCUGCCCGACGCAUCUACGCGCGUACCUGACGACCUACGUGAACCUCUGCUGGGUCAUGGGCCAGCUGAUCGCCAGCGGCGUCCUCCGCGCGAUGAUCCAGCGUACCGACGAAUGGGGCUUCAAGAUCCCCUUUGCGCUGCAGUGGAUGUGGCCCGUCCCGCUCAUCAUCGGCAUCCUGGUGGCCCCCGAGUCCCCCUGGUGGCUCGUCCGCAAGGAGCGCCUCGAAGAGGCCAAGGCGUCCCUGCUCCGCCUCACCAGCCGCAACGCGCAGCCCGGCUUCAACGCGGACGAGACGGUCUCGAUGAUGGUCCACACCAACGCGCUCGAGAAGGCCGCGCAGAGCGGCACCAAGUACACGGACUGCUUCCGGGGCAUCGACCUCCGCCGCACCGAGGUCGUCUGCUGCGUCUGGGCGAUCCAGACGCUCUGCGGCUCGACCUUUAUGGGGUACUCGACGUAUUUCUACCAGCAGGCCGGCAUGGACAAGGCCAACUCGUUCAGCAUGUCCCUGGGCCAGUACGCCAUCGGCGCCGUCGGCACCGUCUUCUCGUGGUUCCUGAUGCAGCACUUUGGCCGCCGGACGCUGUACCUCACGGGGCAGGCCGUCAUGUGCGUCGUGCUCGCCACCAUCGGCCUCGUCUCCUUCGCCGGCAGGGAGAACGUGGCGGCGCAGUGGGCCAUCGGCAGCCUGCUCCUCGUCUACACCUUCUUCUACGACUGCACCGUCGGCCCCGUCUGCUACUCCCUCGUGUCCGAGCUCAGCUCGACGCGGCUCCGGACCAAGACGGUGGUGCUGGCGCGCAACCUGUACAACAUCACCGGCAUCACGACCAACAUCCUCACGCCCCUGAUGCUCAACCCCUCGGCGUGGAACUGGGGCGCCAAGAGCGGCCUCUUCUGGGCCGGCAGCUGCGCCGCCUGCUUCGUCUGGACCUGGUUCCGCCUGCCCGAGCCCAGAGGCCGCACCUACGGCGAGCUCGAGGUGCUGUUCGAGCAAGGCAUCCCGGCGAGGAAGUUCAGCAAGACUGAGGUUGCCGGGUUGACCCGCAGGGCGCACCAGAGCGACAGGCUGUCCGAGAAGGGGUCUGAAGUGGGUGUCAGUGAGAUCGAAAAGACGGCUUCGGCAUAG